Molecule: messenger RNA, 1089 nt
Organism: Huiozyma naganishii CBS 8797
Lineage: Eukaryota; Fungi; Ascomycota; Saccharomycetes; Saccharomycetales; Saccharomycetaceae
Gene: APN1
Product: DNA-(apurinic or apyrimidinic site) lyase APN1
Exons: 1
Coding region: 1-1089 (362 amino acids)
Biological process (GO): base-excision repair
Cellular component (GO): nucleus; mitochondrion
Molecular function (GO): phosphoric diester hydrolase activity; DNA binding; DNA-(apurinic or apyrimidinic site) endonuclease activity
Source: RefSeq, a predicted model, not a curated record
AUGCCACCAUUCAUCAAGAACACAGCGUCCAAAUUCAAAUUCGGUGCCCAUGUGUCAGCAGCAGGCGGGAUUUCAAACAGCGUGCUCAACGCACACAAGAUCGGUGCAGGUGCGUUCUCCAUGUUUCUAAAGAGCCCAAGGAAAUGGGACUCGCCACCGAUCCCCGCUGAAGAAGUAACCAAGUUCAAACAGAACUGUACGGAACUAGGGUACGACCCUGCCAAGGAUGUUCUCCCCCAUGGCCACUACUUCAUCAACAUGGCGAACCCGGACCGCACGAAGGCGGAUAAAGCGUUUGGCCAGCUUCUUGACGAGUUGCACCGGUGUGAGCAGUUGGGGAUCGGUAGGUACAACUUGCACCCUGGGUCCGCGUUGAAAGGCGGAGACCACGCGGCGCAAGUGAAGCAGCUUGCCAAGUACUUGAACGAUGCGAUCGCGGAGACCCACGACGUGCGGAUCGUGCUGGAGAACAUGGCAGGGAAGGACAACUUGAUAGGGAACGACCUGCGCGACCUAAAGUCACUGAUCGACCUUGUGGAUGAGAAGGAUAGGGUUGGUGUGUGCGUUGACACGUGCCACGCGUUCGCGGCAGGGUACGAUAUCUCGACAAAAGACACCUUUGACAAGUUCUGGCAAGAGUUCGACGAGAUUGUAGGGCUACAGUACCUCUGCGCGAUGCACCUCAACGACUCGAAGGCACCCCUGGGGGCUAACCAGGAUUUGCACGAGCGGCUGGGACAGGGGUACCUCGCGCUGGAACCCUUCAGGUUGAUCGCCCAUGCAGACUACUUGCAAGACAUCCCGUUGAUCCUCGAGACACCGUAUGAUAACGACGAAGGGUACGGCCACGAGAUAGAAAUGUUGCACUGGCUCGAGACGGUCGAUGACCCAGAGGACGUGAAAUUGUCCCAAAGGAACGAAGAGUUGCAAAGUCUUGGCGAAAAAUCCCGUAAGGAACAUCUCGCCAAGUUGGCCAAGAAACAGACGAAGGCGGCGACCACCUCCAAACGUAAGCGCGACGGGUCCGAUAUAAUGGACCAAAUGUCCAGAGGUAAAAAACCCAGACCCAGACCCGUGAAGGGGGAAUAA